Messenger RNA from Helianthus annuus (common sunflower), 480 nucleotides. RefSeq names its product putative wall-associated receptor kinase-like 16. Gene Ontology annotation, molecular function: ATP binding; protein serine/threonine kinase activity. Gene Ontology annotation, cellular component: plasma membrane. NCBI's taxonomy places the organism in Eukaryota, Viridiplantae, Streptophyta, Magnoliopsida, Asterales, Asteraceae. Gene Ontology annotation, biological process: protein phosphorylation; cell surface receptor signaling pathway. The coding region runs from base 1 to 480 and encodes 159 amino acids. The record is from RefSeq and is a predicted model, not a curated record. The transcript has a single exon.
AUGUCCAUCAUACAUAGAGAUGUGAAGUCUGCUAACAUUUUGAUGGACGAAAACUACACCGCAAAAAUUUCAGAUUUUGGCUCCUCGAUAUUAAUCCCUGUGAAUCAUGAUCAAUUCACUACACAUGUUGAAGGGACGUUAGGUUACAUGGAUCCUGAGUAUAUCUAUACACGUCAAGUUACAGAUAAGGCUGAUGUGUAUGCCUUUGGAGUGGUUCUCACAGAACUCUUGACCGGAAAAAAACCCUUUGAUAGGCAAAGAGAUGAAGAUGAUAUAAGACUCUCAACAUAUUUUGUGAAGGAAACCAACGAAAAUCGAUUGCGUGAGAGUGUUGAUCCUCAAGUUUUAGAGGAGGCAACUGAUGAGCAGCUAAGUGCAGCAUGUGACUUGGUACAUAGAUGCCUUGACCCCUUACGUGGGAACAGACCUAGCAUGCAAGAAGUUACAAUGGAGCUUGAAACAAUAAGGAAGAUGGGUUAG